AUGAUCCGGUCAGCAUGUCGGACAGGUCGCACAGCUGGGACGCGCCCAUUAGAGGCGCUUCUGCAACAAGUAGCCGUACUCGGGUGCUCGGCACCGGGGCCCAGCUCCCGCGCUGUCGAGGCAAUAUGCAGAGCGUCUGGAGCGCCAACACAGCCUCAGCAUCAAAAUGACAAGCACAUCAGCAUCUCACAUCGUCACUAUACUACCUCAAGACCAUUACGCCAGGCCAUCGCUUCCUCACCAAUCGCCGCAAAGGCAGACAAUCGGGACUCUUCCAAAUUUGACCGACUCGAAACACGAACGUUCUCCAUCAUCAGCCAUGUGGACCAUGGCAAGUCAACGCUUGCAGACCGACUCCUUGAGCUCACCGGCACGAUCCCAUCAGACGGCUCCAACCAGCAGGUACUCGACAAGCUCAAGGUGGAGAGAGAGCGAGGUAUUACCGUCAAAUCACAAGCAGUGACGAUGGUGUACGACUACGAUGGACCGAGGGAAGACUUCAUCUCGGCCUUUGACGACGGGUUUGCACCAAAGGCCGGACGUUACCUGCUAAACUUGAUAGACUGUCCUGGUCACGUCGACUUUUCAUACGAGGUCAGUCGAUCGCUCUCGGCGUGUCAGAGCGCACUUCUCGUCGUAGAUGCAACGCAAGGCGUGCAGGCGCAGUCCAUCACCGUGUUCGAGUUGGCCAAGCAGAAGGACCUGGCCAUCGUACCUGUGCUGAACAAGAGCGACCUACCAGCAGCCGAUCCAGACCGCUGCGCGAUACAGAUGGAAGAGAUCCUCGGCAUCGAUACGACAUUGUCUGGGCAAGAGCCGCUAUUAAUUUCUGCAAAGACGGGCAAAGGCGUGGACAGCGUCCUGCGCGCUUUGGUGGAGAGGACAAAACCACCACCAGGAGUGGAAGAUGGCAAAUUGAAGGGCAGGGAGGGUCCGGGCUUCCGCGCGUUGGUCUUUGACAGCUGGUACGAUCAGUACAAAGGCGUCGUGUCGCUGGUGUCCAUUGCAGAUGGCGCUGUCAAAAAGGGAGAUCGCAUCACAUCCUGCCACACGGGCAAGCGCUAUGAAGUCCUCAGCCUGGGUGUCAACUCACCCGAGAUGAUCUCCACCGAUGUGUUGCGUAAGGGUCAGGUCGGCUGGAUCAUCGCCAACAUGAAGGAUAUGAGCGAGGCACAGAUCGGCGAUACGUUCCAUCUUGCGUCUGAAAAGGUGGAGCCGCUAGAAGGUUUUGCACCCACCGUGCCGAUGGUGUACGCCGGUAUCUUUCCCAUCGAAACGACCGACUUUGUCAAGCUGGAAGAAGCGAUCCAGCGGCUUGCGCUCAACGAUCGCUCCGUCACAGUCCAGCGGGAGUCAUCGAUGGCGCUCGGCCAGGGAUGUCGUUUGGGUUUCCUCGGGCUUUUGCACCUCGACGUCUUCCGACAGAGACUCGAGGACGAGUAUGGACACGCGAUCUUGGUGACAGCGCCUUCCGUUCCCUACAAGGUGACAUGGCGGGAUGGACGGGAAGAGAUCGUCUCGAACCCGAUUAACUUUCCCGAUGAUUCGGAACGCAAGUCCAAAGUGACGUUGCUAGAAGAACCGAUGGUCCGAGGUGUCGUGCGUUGUCCGGAAGAGUACACGGGCGAGAUCAUGCAGCUAUGCGCCGAGCAUCGUGGCGAACAGCUCGAGGUCUCGUUCCCUCCUACUGCAUCGGCGAUCCGAUCGGUGCAGAUGACUUAUCGGCUGCCAUUGUCGGAGAUCGUCACCGACUUUUUCGACAAGCUCAAGUCGUGCUCAUCAGGAUUCGCCUCGUUCGAGUAUUCCGAGGAUGGCUAUGCUGCAAGCGAUCUGGUCAAGCUCAACUUUCUUAUCUCAAAUACGGUGCUCGACUCGCUCUCGAUCAUCAUGCAUCGAUCCAAGGUCAUGUACAAUGCGCGACAGUGGACGAAGAAGCUCAAGGACAUCAUUCCGCGACAGCAGUUCGAGGUAUCGAUCCAAGCAACGACAGGGAGCAAGGUGAUUGCGAGAGAGACACUGUCAGCAUAUCGGAAGGAUGUAACGGCGGGCUUAUAUGGUGGUCAUUACGAACGCAAACUCAAGCAUCUCAACAAGCAGAAGGAGGGCAAGAAGAGGCUCAAGGCUCUUGGUGUCGGCAGAGUGCAGAUCCCUACGGAAAAGUUCCUCGAGGUACUGGAUACCCGUUCCAAAGCAAAGUGA
Messenger RNA from Pseudozyma hubeiensis SY62, 2199 nucleotides. RefSeq lists its product as hypothetical. Gene Ontology annotation, biological process: positive regulation of translation. The record is from RefSeq and is a predicted model, not a curated record. The transcript has a single exon. Gene Ontology annotation, cellular component: mitochondrion. The coding region runs from base 1 to 2199 and encodes 732 amino acids. Gene Ontology annotation, molecular function: GTP binding; GTPase activity; mitochondrial ribosome binding. Lineage: Eukaryota; Fungi; Basidiomycota; Ustilaginomycetes; Ustilaginales; Ustilaginaceae.